AUGAUAACGUAUAUUUUCUUAUACUUUUCUAACAUAAAAGAAUGAAACUAGGGAAAAGAAAAGAAUGUAAAUUUCAAAACCGUUCAUUAUUUUUAUAGAUCGAAAUUUUCAAAUAAACAAUUCAUUUAUUCUAGCACUUUAAUUCUGCUUCGAGAAGUGGUCGCAUGUUUUUAACCUGGAUUUUCGAUGUAAAGUAUUAAUUUCGAGCUAAUAACCUUUAGGGAAAUGUUGCUUUUACAUCUUUGAAAAAAGACUAAAUAAUACUCAUUUAUAUACUCUAUUGUUUUUCGUUGUUGCGUUUAACGUUCUUCAUGAGAAGAAAUAAAAUGUGAAGAUUCAACAACUCGUUUUCAGAUUUUAUGAAAAAAUAUUCCUUCAAUUUUGAAAUAUCGCAAGAUUUCCAGUCAAUUUGCUCUUUUUUCAAAAAGAACAAUUAUUCUCUGGUGAUUAAGUCAGUUAGGUAACAUAGUAUUCUGUCUUGGUAAUUCAUUUCACCAUGGUUUUGCUUUGUUAUCACCUCGUCUUUGUCAGCUACAAUUAGAUUACAAGCCUACGCAAAAUCUGGAAGGUUUUUAUUUUUAAAUAAAUAUUUUCCACAUCCGACCAUAAUAUUAGAUUGGAUAUUGGGUCUACAAACAUUUAUACCUAAGGAGGUUAAUCAAUAAAAACUAAUUCUGAACAAUACAAUCCGUUACAUAUUCAAACAGGUAACACUGGAGUGGAUUGUAGUUCCCAUCCACUUUUAAUAAAGCCACAUUGUAAUGUUUAGCCGAAAGAGCAUAUCCUUACUCCCAGUUUAACUUACAAUAAUGUUAAUAAUGUAUGUACCCCCUUCGUAUUACCUUUCCCAUAUCCACGCGUUAUAUGGUAAACAUUCCAGCUAUUUGGUUAAAAGUUAUACCUUUGAUUGAAACUUCGUGUGUAAAAUACCGUUGAUAUUGCCGAAGCAGAUUAGUGGACAAAAUUUAUAAAGUUUUGAUUACUAUUGAUGAUAGUUAUAAUCUACGACACUUGAAUCCAUCUAAAUCAAUCUUAAGUGAUGACUAAUUUUUUUUUGUUUUUUUUUCUAUAUUUUGAAUUCUCUAUCUUUUACCAAGAAAUCUAGUUUUUUUUGUAUCUCGUAUAUACAUUAUAGUAUGCGAAUACAUUAUUAUAUGUAUGUGUGCAUGUGUACAUAGGAAAAUACCUAUGAGCCUAGAUACACUCAGAUACUUUUACAAAUCUUGAUAAAUAAUUUAAUUAGAUUUUAUAAUUCAAAAAUAGGAUGAUUCAUCAAACACUUGUUUUAUGGACCCUUUGUGUAUCUAUGUGUUUUAAUUUAGUUAUUUAUUUGUCUGUUUGACAAUUCUCUUGAAAUAAUGUACAAAAUAUUUGUUGAAUACAUUUAGACUAAAUUUUUGGACGACAUUCAAACAAGACGAAAAUAUUAUCGUAUUUCUUCAUGGUUAAUUCUUUACUCGAAUGAUCAUUUUAUUUAGGUUAGAUAUAACUAAAUUACACUAAACUGUAUACACAUGAAAAGAUAAUGAAAUAUGUGUUAUAUUGAAUAAUCUCAGACUACAUAAGCUGUAAAUGUCAUGUUUACAUGUUGAUUCAUCGGUAGUUUUGUAAUUACAAUUUUUCGUUUGUUUCUUCAUUACAAUAAAGUGAUUGGGUUGAUUUCGAUACAAAAAUCAAUUGCGUAUAUAUUAAAAUACUACAAUUGAGCUCGGUGAUUUAAAAAAUGGAUAAUAUUUUUAGCAUGUUAAAUUCCAGUAUCCUUUGGAAUACUUAACGUUGUGGAAUAUAAAAGAGUAAAUGAAUCGGAAGGAUUUUGAGGGAAGUGGUGAACCCUUAAACAUAUGUUCCGUAAGGAGCUGUUGACAUUGGCGAGUAAAAAGUGCGAAAUAAUAUUGUAAAUCAAGAGUUACGGACAAGUUUGAAUAAAAAAUAAAUGUGGGAUCGGUUCGAAAGUCUUUCACCAACGAUCUUUGUGAGAAGUUCCAAAAUGUUUCUCGGAAAAGUCCGUAGGGGCUCAGAAGACUUUCAUAAACCAUUUAUCUUUUCAGCGUUAAGUAUAAGCUCCUCAUUAAACAUCCAGAAAUUGAAGAGCCACUUGUCACAUUUCUAACUUGUUAUUUACCUAUACUGGUACUCUAUUUAUUAUGAUUACAGAAGCUCAAGAUUUUGUGUAACUUUAUUAACACCCUUGAUUUACUGUAUAUAAACUUUUCACCUUUUUCUCCAGUUUUCAAGAUGUGUAGAUUUGGUCUAGGUUUAUUAGAAGUGGCUAGAAAUUUCGAUCGAGUGUUCACUUAACAGACAUAUCAGUGUUUAAUCUUCAGCACAUCAUCACCAGCCUUAACCAAAGUCAGUCAGUAACAACGUAGAACUUCGUACGUACGUACAUCAGUUCGAGUUGCCAUACCACAUUAGCACAGAGAUGCAGUUGUCUAUUCAAAUCCCAUAGUUGUAGAGGGGGUAAGCAGAAAUCGGCAAGACUAGGGUUUGAAGAUGUUAUUCAAGGAUUAUAAUACAGUGAAAUAAAUUUGGAAAGAGGAAAAAAGAAAAAUGAAGAAUUCAGAAGAUUAGAAUUUGGGAGAACACAAAGAGUGGAUGCACUUGCGCCAUUGCAAACGAUUUUGAGCCAUGUCAUUCAGGGUCUUUACCCAUCGGUUGCUAUCAUCUCGCGGUCCCCAACCAGGUAGUCUAUAAAUCAGAAGGCAAUGAGUAGCGGCGACUACAGUCUAGUAGCGGAUAGCGCAGGCAAAAUUAUAAGCACAUCUAGCGAAUUUGAAGCGGAGUGGCGAACGUGUGUGUUUACGAGCGAAUACAGAGACAAAUUUAUGAUCAAACGAAAUCAAGGCGCAGUUAGGCAAGGUAAAUGCUGAUGAUGGGAUUCUAGCAAAUAUAUGCAUUGGGAAGAGAGUGACUCAUUGAUUCAUAUUUAAGCGAUUAACAUUUUAGCUACAGAGAGAUAUGUACGUAGGCUGUCAUCUGAUCAACCGUACACAUAUAUACAGAUAUCAUAUUGAUUAUAAUAGAACAAAGAAUUAGACAAAUCCUUACUGCUCGAAAAAGAUUGUCUGUUAAGUUAGUUAAUAAAAGGGCUUAACAAAAAUUAACCGUAAUCGAAAUUGGUUGUAGGAGUGUUGUCAUAAAUAUAGGUAGUGAAAAUAACAUGAUUUAAUAAUAAAAAACUUGUUUUGUAGAAUUAUCAUUAUUGUCAUUUAGAUGUAGUUCGUCAUUAUUAAACAUUUAACGUCUUGUCUUUCUUGCUCUACUACCAUUAACUGCUAGAUGGUUGUGUUAACCAAUGUAACUAGCUUCAACCCUAUGGAAAUCCUAUACAACUGAUUACAUUUGAACCGUGAUAAACUGGAUUUAUGUCAUUCUGGUUAAAUUCAUUGUUCUUGUCCUGUUCGAACUGCUUUAUUGUGUUAAACUGAUUAGUUUUGUAAAAUUCUAUGAUAAAUCUACUUGUUGAGGUUUAUUUUUUUUUUUUGGAGCACUUGAGUAGUUCUUUCCAACGGUAUGUAGUGUGAAGUCUGUAUCUGUUUGUUGAAGAGAUGAAUCAACCUCUCUGUAUUGUCCUUAUUAAGUCAUAUUUGGAGAUCUCAGUUGAAUACAAGGAUGAUUAUGCCAUUUAUGUAGUUUACAUUUGCGUUGAUUAUUUCAUCUCUAUGCUGAUCUUAUGUGACAGCUUGAAGCGAUGCACAUAAAUAUUAGGUUCUGUGUCACUUGUAACUGAUUAAUUUUACUCUAUAAGAGCGGUAAACUGACUGGUAAUAGUACUGAGAUUAUUAAACAAAUAAUUUUUUUCUAAAUUCAGGAAUAAGGCAGAAUAAUCGUAACGUGUUAUUCACAAUUAUGCUAAAUGAAAUCUGUUAUGCAAUGAGGUUAAUUUUAUCUACAGUUGUGUUUUUACUGCUAAGUAUAUGAGUAGUUUCUUCUACGGAAAGAUAAUGUACUUUGAAGUAUAUCUGUGUUUACGAAUAUAUACCAACAAAUAUCUUUGUUUUUAAGUGAUAGGUUUUUAAGAAGAACAUCACACUGCACUUAUAUCCAGGCUUUUAAAGUGGCACAGAUAUAGAAAUACUUAUCGUUGUACUUUCCAAUUAUUCAAAGACCAUUGGAAAAACAUAUUACUUUUCUAUAAUUUUGAUAGACUUUUCUCAUCAUGAGUAGAAUGCUAUUUCUAAUGACCGGAAUGUCAGAUAUUUCUGUUUUAAACUAAAAUAUUUGACGGAAUCUACUGAAAUGUGUAAUACAGAGCAGGAAUACUCAAAUGGUUUACUUUAAUUAGAUUCCGAAUUAACUAUUGUGUAUGUGUGCAUAGAUAGAGAAUCGCUUUAUUUUCAUACUUUAAAGUUUAUCUAUUCGGCGAGUCUAUAAUUUAUGAACGGCCUUUCAGCGACGCCAAAGAGUGACCUUGAGAAUGUUCACUUACUAACUAGGACUAAAUGAAGUUCAUAAACCAGUGUAAGUAAUUAAAAUUAUAAUUUACAAUUGAUGGUUAGGGUUAGGGAUUAGAUUUAGUGUUUUCAUAACAAACUGACGUCAGCUAAAAUGCCAACGCGCUAUUUAGCCAAAUGUAUGGAUGAAUUUCGCGUUAAAAUUCAAGACUUGUUAUUUUGUCUGAUUGGCUGGUCUAUAAAUUAUAGUCUCGCCAUUUAUUUUUGUUGACUGUGUAGUUCUGUUAUUCUUUUCGUCUUUGUAUACCUAUUUUUAGUAGUUUACUUAUUAUUUCCUCCACAAAUUCUCACCUACUUAACAACGUUAGAAAUAAAAUUUUGUCUGAAUACUGUUCGCAUACUCAUUGAGGGGAGUCUAAGUGGUUGAUUGUUGGUGGUCUUGUCCAGUAAGGUUUUACUUUGCUUCUUUUCUUUGUCUCUGCUGAUUUGAGAUGUUGCUAUUUUUAAAAAUAUAAUGAAUAAUUCAUUUGAUUCAAUAAGUAAAUGGAUUUGCAUAAAUCCAUUAAUAUUUUGUCAUUUAACAAUAGAACAAGAUAGAAAAUUGACUUUAAUAGAUCAUUUCUGUAAAGUUUAAGCUGUUCAAACCAUUUGUAAAACUCUAGAAAUAAUGUUUCUUUUUUCUCGUUUUUUUCUGUGAGAGUUAAUAAAGGAGAUUAACUGAAUAACUGUAAUCUACGGGAAUUCCACUUUUUCAAUUUAUAAUACAUCAUCUUAUAUUAAUGACUGUUCAUAAUUUGUUCUUCGUAUCAAUUAUUCAACGUAUAACCAAUACAUUAGUCAUCGUGUUUAAACUAAUCGAAAUAUUUGACGGUUCUUCAGACUGUAUAUAACUUCAAACGACCACAUUCCCCUGUAAAUUAUUCAGGUUACUUUGGUUCUUAAUGGUAUGCUCCUUAGUUUAUUACUGUUAUUCAAAUCAAAUGUGUAAUUACGUGUUAAAGGGAUACCGAAUGUUCUAACAGGGCGAAUAUUGGAGAAUUAAGUUAUGGAACUGUUUUACAUAUCAUUAACUUUUGUUGUAUGAUCAUUAAAUAAAUUGGGUUAUCACAUUUCCAUAUUCAGUGUUUUUCCAAGGUUCCUUUGGACAAAUUUACUAAUGCUACAAGUGUUACCAUUCCUUACUUAUCACAUACUAAUUGCUCAUUGUUUGCUUCAUUUUUUGUCACUUAACGCUUUGUUAUAUCAAAAGUAUGGAUUUGAUUUAAGGUAUGUUGCGGUCUGAUUAUUCGUUCUCAUAAACCUAUGAGUGCUUAAUUUGUAAUGAUUAAUUUACCUACUUUCUGUAUUCUCUUAGUGAAUUCAGUACUGGGAUAAAAAAAAUGCAUUCUCUUGAUCAAAUAGACGUUUAUAUUACCUUGUGACUGCUCAAAAUUAUCGUUGUUGUACGAACUGUGUCUGAAUUCGAAUAUAGCAUUGAUCGUGCUUACGAUGGGUCAGACAAGUCAGGUAAUGAAGUAGGAGCAUUUAAAGGAGGACCCUCAAUGUCACUAAGAUUAUUGGGAGAUUACAUUAUGUGAAAAAUAAACUUGCGAGUCGGGUAAAAUAAACAAUGUUACAAACAGAAUAAACUUCGGGUUCACCAGAUAAUUGUGAUGUACCAAAAAUUAUAUUAACUCAAAAGUGAUAAUAAAGUUAUUACGUCCAAAAAUUAAUGUAUUAAUAUACUAAAUAUAAUUUAUAAACACAAGAAAAAUUUACUGAACGUUACUUAAAUUGUCAGGACUUGGUGUGUUUGAGUUGCUUUUGGUUUAAUAAUACACAAUUAUAGGUAAUUAAUAAUUCCAAUAAAGAUUGUUAUAAUUCGAGCGGUAUAUCCAGAUGGAGUAUAUAGUGGAAAUAUGGCUGUGGUCUAUAAAUGUAGGUAAUAAAUAUUUUAGAGUUCAGUUAUCAUAACAUCAGACAAUUGAGAACGGUAGACAUGUGUGUGUAGCAGUGUAUUUAUGAGCGGUUAUCGUGCUAUAUGUGAUUCCAAACGCAAGCGGAAAUAUUCAAUGUCAUACAAUUUUAAACAACUUUUACAGCUAUUUGUAGUAAAUGUACAAAUUAUGAGAACUAACAAAAAACGCAACCAGUAUCAAAAAGUAAUUACAAAAUAAGUUUCUCGUGACCAUCUCGGUGUGUAAUAUAUCAUAAAGUUCAUACAGUGUCAUAGAACUUGGGGACAAUUAUCAACUAACUUGAAUACUAUAAUUCCUUUUGCUAAGCUUUCAUUCUCACUUAAACAGCGUAAUCAAAUGUUAUUGAGAUCAUAAACCAACCUAAAUUAGACAACCAAUUAAAACCAGGAAACACGCGAUAGCUGUUUUAUUCAGGUUCAGAACUCCACGGGUAUGCCCAUCCACAUCUUCUCCAUGAGUCCAAUCCGAACGCCUAACUUUUAAAUCUCUGUUUCAUCAUCCAAUAGUUUAUAUUCCUAACGUCAGUUGGUUCGUAAUGUUGUGCAGUCAUCUUCCUACAUCGUUGCUGAUUAACUGCCUCACACUGAAUAUGGUUGGACUCCACUGGUUCUGGCUUCUCAUUAGAACUUCAGGAAUUACAAUAUAGGGAUUUUGUGGAGACCAUUUAAUUUUAUGGUCAACAACUGUUGACUUAUGCUGAGACAAAACAGCUGUUUAGUUUUUCCUGAUUUUCAGUGAUCAUUUAACUUCGAUUGACUUGUGAUGCCAAUUGCACUCAGUUAAUUGUUUGCUUCUUUCGUCUUCGUUUUGGUUGUUUAUUAAACAGGCUAUGUGGUCAAAAUCAAAGGUCACAGAGUUAUUUUGAAUCCAAAUGAUAAAAAUAUAAAACAGUUUAACAUGUGACUGCAUUUUUUGGAGAUUUUUAAUGAAUCAUAAUUGUCAUAGGACUAAAUUGUAAAAAUAAGUGAAGUGUAUUUACAUCAAUUGAUGAUGACGAAGGUUUUCUAAAAGACUUCUUUAAUAAACGUCAUUAAUUUAUAUAAUUUCGCUCUCAAUGAUCUUAAUAUCAAACUUUUAUUCACUUCAUCCUUUUGUUCAUUGGUUUUAAUGAUUUUUUAGGCGUUGAACUACGUUCUUAGCCAGUUAUAAACAAAAUGAAACCUGAUGCAUGUGUACAUUUGUCCCCUUCUGGAAGAAACUACUUUUGGUUUCUUGAGUUCGACUGUUAGGAAUUAAGAUGGAAGUACAUCAAGUACAUCCUAUUUAUCGUUUAUUCAUCAAUAAUUAUUAGUAACACAGGAUAUCAAACAGUUUACAGACGUUUGUAGAAGAAAUAUCUCUCCGCGUGUGUGCUUUAGCUAUUACUAAAAACAUUAUAUCACGUCAGCUAUUGAAUAAUGGUCUCUGUAACUCUUACACUGAUAAUUCAUGUUUUACUGUGACUUAUUUAACAAGAAGGAGGAAGUUGUUUUCAUUGGCGGUAUUGAACUUCAUGAGCUUUUUUUCACGAUCUAUUACCCUUUCACUGUUUUUCUCCUCAUGAUAAAAUUUUUAUUAUGAUUUUUCUAUCUCUCACUCUCUUUAUACAACAUGUUUGAUAGGUAAGAUUAGUUCAAAAACAAGACAAUGGCUAUAUUUAUGCUAUGAAGAUUUUGCAUAAAGCAGAUAUGCUACAAAAGGAUCAAGUAAGCGCUUAAUCUUAGUCUUGUCGUAAUUAACCAUAGUUAAUAUUAUUCGGUAUACAUUGGAAUAAUGAUUGUUAAUUUUGUCUUGUUUAAUUUCUAAUUUUAUUAAUGUUGAAUUCACUUCUUUAGAUUAUGACAGUAUUUUCUCUUUUUAUAAAACAUACCCUUAUUUGUAUUCUUGAAAUAAAUUACUGUUAAAAAUUCUAAUGGUCAUAUAGAACAGAUAAAUUUUUAUAGCUAGUGGCAGAAUCUAGGAUAGGUGUUCCAUUAUUUGCACACACCUACAUCAUCUCAGUAUUGAUGUUCAAGUUGAGAUGUGAACCCUAGUAUAUAUCUCUUCAAACACCAGUUUGUUAUUCAUUGAGUCAGUGAGUCCAGCUAGCCAUUAACCUUUUUGGUCAGAAUGAUGUUACUGAUGUGUGUUCUAUUCAUCCUGGUAUCGAUAAUCCUGGUUUAAAAAUAAUCAGUCCUUGUUAGGAUAUUUUCGUUCUGUGCAAAUUGUCUCGAUAUAAUCAUAGAACAAAACGCUCGUUCUGUGUGUUACACUGCUGGCUACAAUCCAUUCAUUACAUACAAUUUCAUAUAAUUCUGUUUUCAAGGUUCCCAAAAAUGCUUUUCUUUCAAUACGAAUAUUUUAGGAAUAAAGCAAAUUACAAACUCAAUAAGAAGUGCCAAUCUUGAUUAUAUAACUCAUAAAUAAUGACAGUACGUAUUUGGAGGUGUCGCGUUCUCUGAACGAAAUGAACUGUAAAUCUUCCAUUGUUGUUCUGAAGAUAUAUACUUUAGAUACAGGUGAAAAGGAAAUAGCCAUGAAACGUUAAACGAAUUUGUCAAUUAGUCAGUCUUAUGCAACCUAGAACCUGGCACACAUUUGUAUCGACAUAGAAGAUAUGAUUCGAGGAGCAACAUUUUUGCGUUUACUUAAAGGUUAAAAUCCCAAACACCUUUGUAUUGUUGCUCAUAGUGUUUAGAAGACUGCAUUUUGUCAUCAUAUUGAUCAAGCAGGAUUAUGUCAUCCAUGUAUUCUAAGUCAGCAGGUAAAUAUAUACUUAAGGGAGAUGAAUUGAUAAAAAUUCAGAUGAUGAGAGGGCUUUCUCUAAUAAUAUUUUUAUGGAAAAGUUAAAUAAAUUUGGAGGAAGCUGUGACAACCAUGACGAAUACCACUGUGUUAUUGAUUCCAGUGACAGUUUGGUACCAGUCAUAUUGGAUUACGUCUAGUCUUGAGACUAGUUAAUAUCUUGUUAUAUCCCAGUAACUUUCGAGGACUAUUAAUGGACAAAUAUUUUAUAAAUAUUCUUAUUGUAUAACUAUUCAGUCAUUAGAUUAUGUAUGUGUAUAUUCCUCUUAUUAUAAGCUUUAUUUUGACCUAUAAUUUAUUAUUGUACGAUUUACUGUUCUUAAGUUAUGUUCAGUUUAUUGACUUACUUACUGCCUCCCACAUUCACAGCCACUUUUUGGCUUUAUUGUGUACAAAUGUUAUUUCCUAUUUUAUGGUGCGUCGCGGUCUGUCUCGUUGAUAUAUAAACCCAGUAUGUCUGAAAUAAAUGAUUCGAUUCGAUUCGCAUCGUGGAAGCUGGCAUUGGUGUUCUGGACUCAAGUGGACGAGCCAGGCGGACAUCGGACCAAUAAGGACGCUAGGCUGCUCAUACCGGUCGAACGUCAUUGGUUUGGCACAGUGCUGAUAUAGUAUAAGUCGUAUUUUGAUUGGUGGAUAGAUCACGUGAUAAAAAGCCGGACGUAAAGUCAUAACAAUCUCAGUCAAUCUAGCUGUUAAAACUAGACCAUCAUUCCUAAAGAUCUCCGAUGUCAGUCCAUUAGAACUUGUUUGCCUCCCUCGGUUUGGAUAAAUGAUAGCUUUUCCAACUCGAUAAGAAUAGAGGGGCCUUAUUUUAACACCCUAUUCUCGUUGUUUGCUAGCAGUAGGUAGCUUGAACGCCAAAACGUAUCGCAUUCGGUUGAUAAGUUUGGCUGUGGGGGGAUAACUAAUCAGUAAUUAACAAUAAAUGCUCUGCUUUGUUAUAAUAUUAAUUGACCGACCGUUUUUCCGUGCUUAUUGUAUAAAUUUUAAAUGUAUUAAACUUUAUUAACUCUGAUUUUCCGACUGAACAGUUUACGAAAUAGUUACAAACUGCAAUUUCUUCAUAAAUCUUUGUCAGAAGAUAUAUAUGUACUACUGACCACUGUCAUGUAGUCCAUCGAAGCGUAAUGUGUUUGUAUAGAUUUAUUAGCUUCUAUAUCAUUCGUUCUGAAAUGUUAUUCUACAUUUGUAGUCGUAAUACAUUUUUGUUUUGCCUAUAGAGUUACAAAAAAAACUGAUUUUACUUACACAGAAAAAACAACUUAUUAUUGUUACUAUCUUUUUCAUUACAAUACAUGUUUUCUUUUUGUUUUCCCAUUGUAACUGUUCAUGAAUAUUUGUGUAAUUGUAGUUCUAUGCAUAAAUUACUCACUGAAACGCAAAAGAGCUAUACAUCACAACUAUAAAAAUGUAAUACACAUCAAUACAAUAGUUAAAUUGACCAUUAAUCUUAGUUACAAGUACACACAUAUGAAGGACAUAGAUACACUCACCGUUUGUAUUGAUUUUGUUUUCAGCUACGUUUAAACUAUCACGCUUGUAAUACUGAGAUUGAUGUUAAUAUAAUUAUUAGUAGUAAUAGUAGUGGUCGUAUUGUUAUUAAUAUGGGUUUCUACGCUUAUUGAUCCCGCGUUUUUCAUUUGCGUGUCAUCAUUAUAAUUAUCAACAUGUGUGCAAACGUCAUUUGUUGAGUUUUUUUUCGCUUGAAUUCCUCUCGUUAUUUUAGUAAUAAUGAGAUAACAUUGUUGUGUUGUUUACUUGAAUUACUGUCAUUUUUGAAACAAAAAUGUGGUUAAGACUGGUUAUCGAUAUCAAGUUUUACGUUGCUCACCCUCUGUCUAUUUGUUUAUUGUAGAUGUAAACAACAAGGAUCUAGUCUAAGAAUAAUGAAUUCGCUACAAUAUCUGGAAGUCUUCGGUUCUUACCGAAUCUGAAUUCAAAUUACUUAUAAAUUAUGUUUAUGGUUCAAACAGCGUUCCACAGCUCUCUACUUUCUAACAGUUUUCCGGAUGAUUAAAGUCCAUAAGCUGGAGCAUCUAACAAAACCAAUCUGCUAAUGAAUCACCAUAUACUUGUGGACUAGUGUUGUUGAUAAAAUAGUAGUAAAUAAUUUUCUUUCAGAGUUGAUUUCUGUCAAUCUGAUUAUGAAUUUCCAUCGCUAAUUAGGGUAAAUUAUCGGUAUAGGUGGUUUCCGAGAGAAAUUAUAAUUAAAUUCAUAGUUUUAGAUCAUGAGCUAACUUUAGUUAAAGAUAAUCACUCGAAUUAAGGAAACAUUGUACAUCUGUUUUUUCCUAGUAUCAGACUCCUCAGCAGUGCUCAUCCACAAUCCCACCAGCUAUGAAAUAAAUUGUUUAAUAUUUCUAAAGAAAUUUGUCAGUGAAUUACUUUUAAAAAAUAUCAAGUCUGUGUAACGCAAAACAAAGAUGACACAAUUAAGCUUAGAUUUCUAUCUUCAAUUGUAGUUGUUUUAGUCGAGUGUAACGUAAUGAAUGUCAACCUUUUUAAAACCUGAAAAUAUAUUUUAAUGUUUUCGAAUACUUCAUUUAUUUUCUAAUCAUUAGGUGGCUCAUGUAAGAGCUGAACGUGAUAUUCUAGUCAAAGCUGAUAAUCCUUGGGUUGUGAAAAUGUUUUAUUCAUUUCAAGAUUCGGUCAAUCUGUAUUUAGUUAUGGAAUUCCUUCCAGGUGGUGAUAUGAUGACACUGUUGAUGAAACGAGAUACAUUGACAGAAUCUCAAACACAAUUUUAUAUAGCAGAAACCGUUCUAGCAAUAGAUUCAAUACAUAAAAUGGGUUUUAUUCAUCGUGAUAUUAAACCUGACAAUUUAUUACUGGAUGCAAAGGGUCAUAUUAAAUUGAGUGAUUUUGGCUUAUGUACAGGUUUGAAAAAAGCUCAUCGAACAGAUUUCUACAAAGAUUUAUCUCAAGCUAAACCAAGUGAUUUUUCCUCUGGUCGUGCAGACUCCAGGAGAAGAGCUGAAGGUUGGAAUAAAAAACGACGAAGAUUAGCUUAUUCUACUGUUGGAACACCGGAUUAUAUUGCACCUGAAGUAUUUCAACAUCAUGGUUAUACAAAUUCGUGUGAUUGGUGGUCACUUGGUGUUAUUAUGUAUGAAAUGCUGAUAGGCUACCCACCGUUUUGUUCAGCUACACCACAAGAAACGUAUAAAAAAAUUAUGAGUUGGAAAGAGGCAUUAUUUUUUCCACCUGAAAUGCCCAUUAGUAAUCAUUCAAGAAACUUAAUACAAUCUUUAUGUUGUGGGGCAGAAACACGUUUAUCAAGUAUUGAAGAUAUACGAAAACAACCAUUUUUUCAUGCAGUUGACUGGGAGCAUAUACGUGAACGACCUGCAGCGAUUCCAGUGAAUAUACGUUCAAUCGAUGAUACUAGUAAUUUCGAUGAAUUCCCCAAUGCUGAUUUAAGUUGGCCUAAUGUUACAGAUCCUAUGAAAAGCUAUCAGAAAAAUUUAGCUUUUAUAAAUUAUACUUAUAAGGCAUUUGAUGGUUGGACAAAUAACGACCGAAUAUUAGAUCGUCAAUUAUAUCAACAACAAAAAUUUCAACGUCAUCAAACUGCCUUGUCAUCUAGAAGUAGUAUACUGUCCGAUUUAACUGGAAUAAAGAAUAAAUCUUCAACAUAAUGAAUUAAUUCUUUAUUGAUUACACAUUAAAUUACCUAUUUCCAGCUCCGUUCCCCUCGUCACACACAUAUAUUUAUAUAUAACUAGUGUUUCGUAUCUUUACAUCUUUGUACCUAUCUCAUAUUUGUCACUGUUUUGUUUCUUUUCUUCUGGUUAUUUUUUUGAGAGAUCUUUUCUUAUAAAUAAAACUAUCAAUGUAGUUUUAAAAAGGUUUGGUUAUUAUGUAUAUCACUUGAAAAAUUACCUUUUGUCUUUCCAUGAACUCUUUACUAUAUAAUCAUCAUUCUGUUGUAUUGUGUUUCAUAACAUUGGCUCACUUGUAUUUGUUUCUUUUGUUACUUCUUUUUCUGCUUCACUUAUUCCCUCUGUUUACACGAAUAUUUGUAUUUCUUUUUCUUCUGGAUUGAGUGCUUCUUUAAAAUGGAGGAAAUAUUGUUCUUCAGUAUGCAUAGUGUAAUUGAACUGUUGAGAUGAAAGCUCUUUACAUUUUGCUGUUGAUUAUUGUUCCAUUCGAUUCUGUUUGUUAUUCGCAUGUAUUCUGAAUUGUCUUUUAGAGUACUAAUGAUUGUUAAUUUGUAACCAUUUCAGUGUAUACCACAUUCCCACGUUUCUCCUAAAUUGCAUUCCUUGGACAAUAACAUAUAACGUUCCAUAUUUGUUCAAGUUAUAGUUUUUUAUUCUGCCAUAUAAAAUGUGCCUUGUUUCAUCUUUUUCUUUCUUUUUUAGGUUGCUACUCUCACGUCACUGCUUUCUUUAUAUUCACUUCAUUCUUGUAGAUUUUCUCUGUUUCUGUCUAAUCUGUUUUGUUCUGCUCAAUUCUAAUCUGUUUCGUUUACUGUUCAGCUUUUUUGCUUUAAUGAACUGCAUUAUCGUACUGUAAUUUUAAUUCAGACUUAGUUAUUUCAAGACUAAGUUGACUAAUGUCUGUUUAUAUGUUUAUCUGAUGUUCAGUCCAUCUAUUGUUUGUAAUUACCUACUAGUUUACUAUUUCUACAAAGAGAUUAUUAUCAUUCAUUUAAACCAAAAAGUAUAUAUUUUUGUCUUCUAAUAUAAUUAAUAAUAAUACUUCUGCAACUUUUACCAUUGAAGUGAACAAAUUAAUUUAUCUUUACACUUUUUGAUAGUUCCAUUGUUUUCUUCGAGUUAAUAAUCACACCAGUCAAACAAGACGACUUUUUUCUCUCUCUCUCUAAACUUCUAUUUCAUUCAUGUUCUAUAAAUAAUGCUGAGAAACAGAGAUUUUCGUUUUAUUUACAUACAAAAUCAGAUUCGAAAUCUGUGCGCAUCGAUGGUAUUUUUAUUGAAGUAUACAACCGGUUUUAGUUGUGUUGAUGAUGAUCUAUUUAUUGUAAAAGAAUAAAAGCUUGGAUGGUAAAACCAUAGAAAAAAAUCAUAGAAAUCAUUUUGACUACUAUCUAAUUUUCGGUUAAUAAUUAUUCAACCAAAUCUCGCAGAAUAAUGGAUAUAUCUGUCCAAUUGAUAUUUCAGUCAUUCACACACAAUAAGGAUGAUGAUAACGUGGUCACUUUUUUGUUGAUUAUGACGAAUCUUGGAACAAACUACUACAUUGUCUCGGAUAGAGUUUCUUCUUAUUCUUCUUUCUGCUUAUUUUUGUUUAUUCACAAAGAAGUGAUAUUGUUUUGUUCCUCUAAUCUAUCUUCUCGGUCUUCUCUGUCAAUUUACUUGGAAUCUGUGUUAUUAUUGAUUCUCGUUACUAUUAUUAUCGUUAUUAUUCCAUCUUACUAUAGACAUUACUAUUUAUCAUCAUUUUUAGUGUUCUGUGUACAAUAGAUGAUGAAUAAAAGAAUUGUAGCUCUUGUAAUAAUGAUGAUAUUUUUACAUCCAUUAUUUUUCAUAUCAGGAUGAAAUUUAAUAGAAGAACAUAUUUUAUUGUUAUCUGUUUAGUGAAUCUAAAUCAUUAUAUAUUAUGAUCAAAUGUACGAGCAUAUUUUUCUCCGUACUUAGACCAAUAAUCGAUAAAAUGCUACUAGCAAAAAUUACUACUGUCAAUCAGUUUCUUUCUCAUUGGUAUAAGAAAUCAAAGCGAGCGAAAUUUAUUGAAAAGAAAAGUGAACUUGUGCUAGAACAAAACAAAAUGACGCGCAGGGGAGAUGACUGGUAAACCAACUCCAUUUUUAGCCAGGCGUUACUCAAUAUUUAUAGUCAGACAAAAAUAAACUACAGACAUGUGAUGAGACAUGGGAUAUGAAGUGUACACACAUAUACGCUCAUAUAAAAACAGUCAAGACUGAUAGGCGAAUAAUUGACAAGGUCAAAAUAUGACUCAAGUAGAAUGAAUAGAUUGGUUUGUUCAAAAACUAGAAUAAGAUAUAUUAUGGGCUUAAAAUAAUGACUGACAUUACAAACUUCUCACUGAGAAGAAAUAAUCCUGCAUAAAAUUAUAAAUUCUUCGGUUUCUCAGUAGUUUGCAUCACAGAAUCACAUGCCGAGUAACUAAUCAAAACUAUGAACUAAUAUGGAACUUGUCUUAAAUUCACAAACGGAAUCCUGCUGCUAGUUUUCACUGGGAUUGUAGUUAAAGUUAUGUAGUGGAGUAAUGGCGUACUGGUUAACAGGUUCAACUUCUGAC
Schistosoma haematobium is the source of this 15343-nucleotide messenger RNA. Its product is annotated as Serine/threonine-protein kinase 38-like, variant 2. The coding region runs from base 11740 to 12753 and encodes 337 amino acids. Gene Ontology annotation, biological process: actomyosin structure organization; peptidyl-serine phosphorylation; peptidyl-threonine phosphorylation. The record is from RefSeq and is a predicted model, not a curated record. Gene Ontology annotation, molecular function: ATP binding; protein serine/threonine kinase activity. NCBI's taxonomy places the organism in Eukaryota, Metazoa, Platyhelminthes, Trematoda, Strigeidida, Schistosomatidae. The transcript has 7 exons. Gene Ontology annotation, cellular component: cytoskeleton; cytoplasm.